GCAAGGAUCAAAAGGAUCAUGCAGAUGGACGAAGAGGUCGGCAAGUUAUCUGCAAGUGUACCUCAUAUGAUAUGUGAGUUAUCUGUCUUCUCAUCUAUUGUCCCAUCCCAAGGAGUCCUUCCAAAAUCAUUGGAAAGAUUCAUGCAGUCUCUACUGGAAGAAGGAACUAAAGAAGCUCGUUCUAGAGGAUCGAAAAAAGUGACACCAAAUCAUUUGAAAACGGCCAUACAAUCAAAUCCAAAUUUCGACUUUUUGCUUGAAAAAGUAGCUGGUAUACCUGAUACUGGAGUGGAGAAAGAGACAGAUAAUAAAGCUGGACCUAGUAAAUCCAGAGCGGGAUAUGUACGACCUUCACGGAGAAAGAAGACU
Molecule: messenger RNA, 369 nt
Organism: Tremella mesenterica DSM 1558
Lineage: Eukaryota; Fungi; Basidiomycota; Tremellomycetes; Tremellales; Tremellaceae
Exons: 3
Biological process (GO): transcription by RNA polymerase II; negative regulation of transcription by RNA polymerase II; positive regulation of transcription by RNA polymerase II
Cellular component (GO): nucleus; negative cofactor 2 complex
Molecular function (GO): transcription coactivator activity; protein heterodimerization activity; RNA polymerase II general transcription initiation factor activity
Source: RefSeq, a predicted model, not a curated record